CUCCGCGCCAGCCUGGCCUCGACGCCCGCGCCCGGUGCCGGCCGAGCGCGCAGGUGUCCGGACGCUUCUCCUCCGAGCCAGCCAUCGCCUCGACACCUCCCGCAAAUGCUCAGCUUCUUCUGGCUGAGGUGUCUCUUAAAAAUGGUCAAGGGGAAUAUUAUAGUCCCUGAAGAGAUCUUGAACUUCUGUUGCAAUGGCCUCCAGGGCUCAACCUCUCCACCACGUGCCCAGGAACCAGGGGAGCGGGAGGAGGCACCGGGGACCAUGGCGAGCCCCUUGCCUGCCCGCAACCCCACCGAGGUGCAGAUGAGCCAGCUGGUGCUGCCCUGCCACACCAACCACCGUAACGAGCUCAGCACUGGCCAGCUGCUCAAGUGGAUCGACACGGCUGCCUGCCUCUCUGCUGAGAGACACGCUGGCUGCCCGUGCGUCACGGCUUCCAUGGAUGAUAUCUAUUUUGAGCAUACCAUUAGCCAGCCGUAUCUAAGCCCUGCGGGGCAGCGGGACGGGAGGAGCGGUGUCUGUGUCGGGCAAGUUGUCAACAUCAAAGCCAAAGUGAACCGAGCCUUUAACUCCAGCAUGGAGGUGGGCAUCCAGGUGAGCUAUGAAGAUCUGUGCAGCGGGAAGCACUGCAGUAUCUGCAAGGCGUACGCCACCUUUGUGGCACAGAGUCCCUCUGGCAGCAAGGUGAGGCUGAAGCCGCUGACCCCACAGACAGAGGAGGAGAAGAUUGAGUACAGCAUUGCCGCUGAGCGCCGCCGCAUGCGGCUGGUGCACAAGGACACCCUCAAGGACCUCCUCACCCGCAGCCCCCCUGACACCGAGCUGGAGACACGGGACGGCAGUGGGGCAGUGCCGGCGGAGAAGACGCGUGUGGAGAGCGUGGAGCUGGUGCUGCCUCCACACGCCAACCAUCAGGGCAACACCUUCGGUGGGCAGAUCAUGGCCUGGAUGGAGAAUGUGGCCACCAUUGCAGCCAGCCGGCUGUGCCAUGCCCACCCCACACUGAGGGCCAUCGAGAUGUUCCACUUUCGGGGACCUUCGCAAGUUGGGGACCGCCUGGUGCUCAAAGCCAUCGUCAACAAUUCCUUCAAAAACAGCAUGGAGGUGGGGGUCAGCGCCGAGGCGUACGGCCAGGAGAUGUCUGUCAGCCCACGGCACAUCAACAGCGCCUUCAUGACCUUCGAGGUGCUGGACCAGGAGGGCCGGCCCCGCACGCUGCCCAUGGUGGCACCCGAGCCAGGGGAUGGAGAAAGGAGGUACAGAGAAGCCAGUGCUAGGAAAAAAAUUCGGCUGGACCGAAAAUACGUUGUCUCCUGCAAACAGACUGAGGUGCCACUCUCUGUGCCCUGGGACCAAAGCAACAAGGUUUAUCUGAGCUACAACAACGUCUCUGCGCUGAAGACACUUGUAGCCAAAGCGAACUGGGCACUCGCCAGGGAAAAGGAAAAGGUGAGGAUGUACACGCUGGAGGAGGAUAAAUUCCUGUCCUUCCGCAUUGAGAUGUCCGUCUGCAUCCCAGCCAGCCAAGCCUUCUCCCUGCUCUCCGACCUGUGGCGCCGGCACGAGUGGGACAGUCACUAUGUGAGUGCUGAGCUCGUCCAGAAGGUAGAUGAUGAUGACAUGAUCUACCACGUGGUGAGCCGGAUGCACAGACAGGAGAGCAAGCUGCAGGACUUUGUCAUCCUGGCAUCCCGGCGGAAACCCUGCAGCAAGGGGGACCCCUAUGUGGUGGCCUUUCGGUCGGUGACGCUGCCCACACACCCCCCCAGAGCUGAAUAUACACGUGGGGAGACACUCUGCUCUGGUUUCUGCAUUUGGCCGGAGUCAGAGGAGAUGAGCAAGGUGGCUUACUACAACCAGGCUAUGCCGGGGUACCUCAACUACGUCACCACCAAUGUGGCAGGGCUGUCCUCUGACAUCUGUGCCACCUUUGAAGCCUGCGAGAAAUUCCUGCUGAAGAACAAAGAGGACCUGAUCUCACAGCUGCAGGACUUCUAGAGCCACAGCACCCUGCUGACAGACGGACACAGACAAAGGGACACCUCCAUGUUGGAAGGGGAUGUGGAUUGUGGCACCCAGACCCUGCCUCCCUGGGGCUUGGGGUGGAGGGGCAUUACUGCACCACCUCAUCCCUUGCACUGACAUCUUUUCUUCUUUC
Molecule: messenger RNA, 2161 nt
Organism: Empidonax traillii (willow flycatcher)
Lineage: Eukaryota; Metazoa; Chordata; Aves; Passeriformes; Tyrannidae
Gene: ACOT11
Product: acyl-CoA thioesterase 11
Exons: 18
Coding region: 106-2001 (631 amino acids)
Cellular component (GO): extracellular exosome
Molecular function (GO): thiolester hydrolase activity; lipid binding
Source: RefSeq, a predicted model, not a curated record